This is a messenger RNA of Pan troglodytes (chimpanzee), 2748 nucleotides long. It is a transcript of the gene LCA5L, whose product is annotated as lebercilin LCA5 like. The transcript is spliced from 10 exons. Gene Ontology annotation, cellular component: axoneme. Gene Ontology annotation, biological process: intraciliary transport. Lineage: Eukaryota; Metazoa; Chordata; Mammalia; Primates; Hominidae. Bases 698 to 2710 code for a protein of 670 amino acids. The record is from RefSeq and is a predicted model, not a curated record.
GCAGUCGCGGGAACAGCGCGGAGCAGGUAACGGCCCCGCUGCUGCCGUCGUCCCCCUCAGCCGGUUACCCUGUUACAGCCCCAGCUCUGGGCCCUUCCGGACCCUCCUGCUACGCUCUUUCUGGGCUUCCAGUAUCGCCGGUCACUCAGUCCUCGCCCCUGCCUGCCUCGCUGGCGCCCCGCCGUUUCCUCCUCGCGGCACAGUCUGCCAAGGAACAGCUACCCCGGCUCGGCAGUGACCGGGCGCCCCGGCGACACACGUACUCUCAGGCCCGCUGGGCAGGGGGACGGCCUGGGCCGAGAGACCAAAACCUGUCAAAAAAAUACUACCGUGGAAAGCUCAUAAAUACUACAGUGUGAAGAACCCUGUGCUUAUCUUCAGUUUAUCAUCAGACAUCUUAGGGAAGUUUGAUAAAGAACACCAGUGAGGAGAUUGUGGACUGCCUAAUAUAUUUCAUCAGAAGAGAAGGCUGGAGAAUUAAGCAGAUGCAGCAAAAGGCAGAAACUGACUUCAAAAAAACCCUCUCAGUAGAGAAAGUGAUAUUAGAUUCCUAUUGCAAAGGAUCUAAUGCCAGUUAAAUUCUCUUUUGCUUUCUUGAUAAAACACGAGAAUUGAGAAUUAAAUGAAAAGGUAAAUCCUUUUAAAGACCUCAGAAGAUGGAUCUGUUUGUUUCAAUCUGCUUUUGAGGUUGUUUGCUAUGUCUUUGGCUGAUCUAACAAAAACAAAUAUAGAUGAGCAUUUCUCCAGCAUGGCAUUAGAAAACAAUAGGAGGUCUGCAGAAUGCAAGAGAAGCCCAGGCACAGGCGAUUUUUCACGGAACAGUAAUGCUUCCAAUAAGAGUGUUGAUUAUAGCAGAUCUCAGUGCUCCUGUGGAAGUUUAAGUUCUCAGUAUGAUUAUUCAGAAGACUUUCUCUGUGAUUGUUCAGAAAAGGCUAUUAAUAGAAAUUAUUUAAAGCAGCCUGUGGUAAAAGAAAAGGAGAAGAAAAAGUAUAAUGUUUCUAAAAUCUCCCAAUCUAAAGGCCAGAAGGAAAUAUCAGUUGAAAAAAAGCACACCUGGAAUGCAUCACUCUUUAAUUCUCAAAUCCAUAUGAUUGCCCAAAGAAGAGAUGCUAUGGCUCAUCGAAUACUCUCAGCAAGGCUUCAUAAAAUUAAAGGACUAAAAAAUGAAUUAGCUGAUAUGCAUCAUAAAUUGGAAGCCAUCCUUACAGAAAACCAAUUUUUGAAACAACUUCAGCUUAGGCAUUUGAAAGCUAUAGGAAAAUAUGAGAAUUCACAAAAUAAUCUACCUCAAAUUAUGGCUAAACAUCAGAAUGAAGUAAAAAAUUUAAGGCAACUACUUAGGAAAUCCCAGGAAAAGGAAAGAACUGUAUCUAGGAAACUUAGAGAAACUGACAGCCAGUUACUGAAGACUAAAGAUACCUUGCAGGCACUGCAGAAACUUUCUGAAGACAAAAACCUUGCAGAAAGGGAAGAACUCACUCAUAAAUUAUCUAUUAUCACAACAAAAAUGGACGCAAAUGACAAAAAAAUACAGAGCUUGGAAAAACAACUGAGAUUGAACUGCAGAGCCUUUAGCCGGCAGCUGGCUAUUGAGACUCGGAAGACUUUAGCAGCUCAGACAGCUACCAAGACUCUGCAGGUGGAAGUAAAACACCUUCAACAAAAACUUAAGGAAAAGGAUCGUGAGCUUGAAAUUAAAAACAUCUAUAGUCAUCGAAUACUUAAAAAUUUACACGACACAGAGGACUAUCCAAAAGUUUCUUCAACAAAAUCAGUCCAAGCAGACAGAAAAAUUUUGCCAUUCACAAGUAUGAGACACCAGGGAACCCAAAAAUCAGAUGUUCCACCUUUGACAACUAAGGGUAAAAAGGCAACAGGAAACAUUGAUCAUAAAGAAAAAUCAACUGAAAUAAAUCAUGAAAUUCCUCACUGUGUGAAUAAACUACCAAAGCAAGAGGAUUCUAAGAGAAAAUAUGAAGAUUUAUCAGGGGAAGAGAAACAUUUGGAAGUCCAAAUACUGCUGGAGAAUACUGGAAGACAAAAAGACAAAAAAGAAGACCAAGAAAAGAAAACCAUUUUUGUGAAAGAAGAGCAAGAACUACCACCAAAAAUAAUUGAAGUUAUUCAUCCUGAAAGAGAAAGCAAUCAAGAAGAUGUUCUAAUAAGAGAAAAGUUUAAAAGAAGCAUGCAGAGAAUUGGCGUGGAUGACACACUUGGCAAAGGCACUGCUCCCUACACGAAAGGCCCCCUCAGACAAAGAAGACAUUACUCAUUCACAGAAGCAACUGAAAACCUGCAUCAUGGGCUUCCUGCUUCAGGGGGGCCAGCCAAUGCCGGCAACAUGAGGUACAGUCAUAGUACAGGCAAGCAUCUCAGUAACAGAGAGGAAAUGGAGCUAGAGCAUUCCGACAGUGGGUAUGAGCCCUCAUUUGGUAAGUCUUCCAGAAUAAAAGUGAAGGAUACAACUUUCAGAGAUAAGAAAAGCAGUCUCAUGGAAGAACUCUUUGGAUCAGGCUAUGUCUUGAAAACUGACCAAUCAAGUCCUGGUGUUGCAAAAGGCUCAGAGGAGCCUUUGCAAAGUAAGGAGUCGCAUCCCCUGCCUCCCAGUCAGGCCUCCGCCAGCAAUGCUUUCGGAGACUCUAAAGUAACUGUGGUAAAUUCUAGUAAGCCAUCGUCACCUACAGAAGGAAAAAGAAAAAUAAUUAUUUAAAUAUAAUCAAUAUCCUAAUGCAUUCUGGUUUGAUAUAA